AUGGGUGAUGAUUGGACAGAUAAUAGACAAAGAACACUCAUCAACUUCCUUGUGUAUUGUCCUGAAGGAAUAUCGUUUGUGAAAUCUGUUGAUGCUUCGGACAUUGUCAAGGAUGCAACUAAUUUGUUUCAGUUAUUUGAUGAGGUGAUUGAAUGGGUUGGUCCACUCAAUGUAUUUCAUAUAGUGACUGAUAAUGUAGCAAAUUAUGUGGCCGCGGGGAGAUUGAUUUCUCAGAAGCAUAAACACAUUAAUUGGUCACCUUGUGCAGCUCAUUGCCUUAAUUUGAUCUUUAAGGAUAUUGGUAAGAUGGACCAUGUUGCUAAACUUGUAAGACGUGCAUCAAAUGUGACAAUUUUUGUGUAUAAUCAUGUUGCUUUGUUAAGUUGGUUGAGAAAAAGAGAAAGAUGGAUAGAGAUUUUGCAACCUAGUGCAACUCGCUUUGCUACUACAUUUAUUGCACUCAAGAGUCUUCAUGAUCAUAAACAUGACUUGCAAGCUUUGGUGACUAGUAAGUUUUUUGUGGACUCUAGAUAUUCAAAGGAUUAUAAAAGCAAAGUUGCAGUUUCCAUCAUCUUGGAUAAUAGAUUUUGGAAUGAUUGUUUGAUUGUUGUGAAUCUUAUGUCUCCACUAAUGCGCUUAUUGCGUAUUGUUGAUUGUGAUGAGAGGCCUUCGAUGGGAUAUGUGUAUGAAGGCAUGUAUAGGGUUCGUUUGGGCAUCAAGAAAUUGUUUAACUACAGCGAAAGACUAUACAAGCCUUAUACAGAGAUCAUAAAGCAACGUUGGGAUCAACAACUAAAGAAAAGCAUUCAUUCAACAGCUUAUUGGUUGAAUCCAUGUUUCUAG
Messenger RNA from Vitis vinifera (wine grape), 843 nucleotides. RefSeq lists its product as uncharacterized. The transcript has a single exon. Bases 1 to 843 code for a protein of 280 amino acids. The record is from RefSeq and is a predicted model, not a curated record. NCBI's taxonomy places the organism in Eukaryota, Viridiplantae, Streptophyta, Magnoliopsida, Vitales, Vitaceae.